GGAGGUCGGGCCGGCAGUGUCUAUUACUUUUUAGAACGCGAUUGUUUACAUCUCCUGGUUUUGCUUGAAUUCCAAAUACACUAGAUUGGAGUCUAAUUAUUUAAAUCAUGGCAAAACUUAUUCUGUCUGAAGUGUUUCCUACGAAAUUAAGUGCUGCUGUCUUCAUAGCCUAUAUGGUGUUAUAUGUUAAUCAAGGUGUUUUUGUCACUGCAUCAAAAGAAGCCAAUUCCAAGUAUUCUUACAAUACUGUAACUGUAGUCAUGAUGAUAGAAUUAAUAAAACUUUUUGUUUCUUCAAGUAUAUUUAUAAAAGAAUUUUCACUUCUGAAAUUAUUUCAAGACAUUCUGAUCCAUGUCAAAGUGAUGAUGCUGUAUUUUGUACCAGCUUUCUUAUACAGUUUGUACAACAAUCUAACAUUCAUUAAUCUCUCUGUGUUUGAUCCUACUACUUACUAUUUGCUUUUGCAACUUAGAGUAGUUGUGACUGGAGUAGUUUUUCAGGUGCUUUUCAAAAAGCAAUUGAGUAGAAAACAAUGGAUAUCACUACUUUUAUUGACUGUUGGUUGCAUAGUGAAACAGAUGCACACAAAACCAUCCAUGCCUAGUGAGAAAGACAGUGAAGGCAAUGAAACUUCUUCUCAUGCUGCAUAUUUUUACUUUCUGCUAGUGCUUAUUCAGGUGUUUUGCUCAUGCUUUGCUGGUGUCUACAAUGAAUACUUGCUGAAAGAUACUGGGGCAGAAGUACAUUUGAUGAUACAGAAUGUUUUUAUGUAUUUGGAUUCCAUAGUGUGUAAUAUCAUAUUUAUUCUUAUAAAAGGUGAAGGACAGACAGCUUUUUCUGUCGCAUCUUUACAAUCAGUAUUUACACCUCUUGUUGUUGCAAUAAUGUUAAACGGUGCUGCUUGCGGAAUAGUCACCUCCGUUUUCCUGAAGAACUUAAACUCGAUUUUAAAGACAUUUGCAAGUGCCAUAGAGCUAUCAUUCACUGCCAUUUGUUGUUGGAUCAUAUUUGGUAUUGCAAUUGAUAUAUAUACUUUUAUUUCAAUUGCUAUUGUUGUAUACGCUACCUUUUUAUAUGCACAAAAUCCGGUUGUAAAUAAAGGGCGUUUUGAUGCAGUUGAAAAAGGAGAGGAUGCUGUCAAGUUAAUGAGUAAAGAGGAUAAUGUUUGAAUUGUUGUUAUUUUCAUCAUUUGAGUUAAAAUAUUUUCAUAGGUGGUUGAGGGAUAAUUUUCAAUUAUCAUAAUCAAGACACAUGUCAAAAGCUUUAAUAUUUUUAAAAACUACUUGAGUGUUAUCACAUUUUUUGCUUGUUCAAUCUUGAAUAUUCGACAUUGAUUUUUAUUAAUUUGAUCCAAAAGGUUUGACAUUUCUUGAAAUGUUUUAUUAUUAUUGUUAACUAAGAAAGUUUUAAACAAUAUUAUUUGUACAACUGUUAAAAGUAACAUUUCUCUAAAUCUUUAUCAUGCUGUUUUGGAACAGUAAACAUAAUUAUCACACCUAAAGUGUGUGAAAAAGCAAUUGAACAUCACAUUUAAUUCUGAAGGAAAUAAUUAAAAUUUCUAGAAUAAGUUGUGAAACUGCAUUGAAAAUAGCAUCAUUUUCAAAAAUGUUUUGAACAUAUUAAUAUUUUUUGUCCGUUUCACAGUUUACAUUCUUUACUUACCAUUUUUUUUUUUUUUUUUUUGUAAUUUUAAACAGCACAUUUUUUUCUAAAGUUAAUUAUUGAAGUUAGUAGUUCGUUACGAUUCAUUUUUUUUCAUUCCAUUCUUGAUAAUACUUAUUUAUGUAUAUUUGGAAGAUUUUACAGCAAUUUUGUUUUUGCAUAGUACUUAUAUUUAAACUCACAAUCACUAAAAUGUGGUGACACAAAUAGCUACGACAUAAAUUUUGAUGCAAAUUAGAUCUCUGUUUUAUUGGUUUUAAUUGAGUCAAGCAUGAUUCUUGAUCUUGUUUUCAUUUUUUCUGAAAAGGAAAAAUCAAAGUACUUUUAAAAUUACUGAGCUAACUAACUGGAAUAAUAUCUGAUGUGAUCUUUGCAUAAGACUGUGUGACCAAAAGAUAAAUACCUGCUGCUUUUUCAUUGACUUGUCUGAGUUGACAAAUUCAUGUUUGAUUACGUGUAUUAUUGAACCAACUUGUAUUUAAUAAAAUGAAUCUUAGUUCAGAAUCCAGUAUAUUUCUGAAUUUCUCCUUGAAUUGACAGUGGAGGCAUCUAUUUCUACUAAUUUUGUUAUUUUAUUAUGUAUUGCGUUAAUGUAUAGCAGGGUUGCCAACUGCUCCUCAAAAGGGCGAAAAUCAGCGGCUACGCAAAGUAGUUCUUUUGCUCUGCAUUUUCCAGCUGAACGUUUUCAUGUUUAAAUUUUGCUAUUUUAUCAUAACAAACAUGGAAAUAGGGGAAAUUAAAUAUGUGUAUACUCAAAAAUUGAAAUAGUGUUUCAAGCUGUUUUAUUUAUUUAAAAAUAAUUAUUUUAAUACUAGUGCUUAAAAUAAUCAUUAAACCUUUAAAACAUUUUUAGAUAACUGGUUUUAGUUAUUUUCAUUGAUUUUUAUACAAAAUACCAAAGUGCUCCACAAAAUUUUAAAUUGCUCCUCAAAAUCCCCACAGAUGCUCCUCAAGUUGCUUCUCCAAGGUUGGGACCCCUUGUAUAGCAUGCCAAGGUGAAGGGUUAUUAACUGAGUUGAUUAGAGUAUCAUUCUAAUAACAAGAGAGUGCAGGCUUGACCCUCCCCCCCCCCCCAUCACCACCAUAGGCUAGAAAAUGUUGUUUUUGAAUGACUCUUUCUUAAUAAGGCUACAAAUGUAAGGCAUCUAAAGAAAAACUUUUUACUCCCAUUAGCAAAAAAUAAUCAAAGAAUUCAUAUUAUGGCUGUUUUUCAAAAAAAAAAAAAAACUUUUAAAAAAAAUGGUUUUUUAAAUCAAGAGGCGCCCUCUUCCACAUUGCCCCCUCUUGAAUUCCCUCCUCCAAAUAUGGACCUAUUGUGGUUCCUUUGACUGCAAAGAUUAUCAUAUGGUUCAAGGAAGCAAAUCCAGACCCUUUUAACUACUUUCCAGCAAGGGCGGAUCCAGAAAAUGUUCAAGGCGGGGGCGAUUGUUUUUCACUCUUUACUCUUUGGAACUUCAAUUUCUAAAAAUUUUCGAAGGAGUGCAUUGAACCCCUCAUUUACCUAUCCCUAAUAUCAUCUAUCGUUUAAAACUGAGAUUUCGGAACUUCAAUUUCAAAAAUAUUCCUGUAGAAAGUUUCUGUCCCUAUCCCCAGAGUAAUAAGAGAUGUGCAACGAUUGCAUUUUAAAGACUUAAAUUCCGGAAAAAUUCCUGAAAAGAGCUCCCUUUCUUCUAACACCAUCGAAGAUUAUGUAAAAUUACGGUUUUGAAACUUCAGUAUUGAAAAUAUACAUGAAGAAAUUUCAGGUCUCUCGGAUCAAGGAGGGGGCGAACGCCCCCAUCGCCCCUCCCUUGUAUCCGUCCUUGCAUUCCAGUUAGGUAGCUCAGUCUUCAAAGGCUGGUUAAUAGUUUUUAAUCAUAAUUGAUCCAAUGUAUAGUUUUGUACGAAAUGUGCAGAAUGUUUUUUAAAAAAAGGAAAGAAUCUAAAAGACUAGUAUGAAAUAUGUUUGAGUCAUGUGUCACAAAAUCAUCACAGAAAUAUUUUAUUCCUUUUUUCAUAUGGGGUGGGAGCAACCUCCCUGAUCAAAGUCAAAGCAAUGCAUAAGAUAUUUCAAUUUUGUAAUAUUUUGUUAAUCAUGUUUUGUAAACAUUUUUCUGAAAUAUUUCAUAUCUUAUUUCUGAAAGUUGUUUUAUAGUUUAUCAAUCCUGAUUAUUAAUUGAAAUCAUGGUUCAUUUUCCAUGUAACUGUGCUGAACAAUAUUUUAAAAGUUUAUCUUGAAAUAUUUGUUUUUUUUUUCUAAAAAAAAAAAUCCAAUUAGUAAUAUUUUUGACGAAUAGAUCUGUGUUAAUCCGUCAUUAACAAUAUGUUUAAAUGGAAUGCCCAAAAGUUGUUAGUGUUCUAACUUAUCAAAAGAAAAAAAAACAAGAGAGUAGUAUUUUUUGUGGUUCAUUCAAAACUUAGUAUUACUUAUUGCAGCAAAUUUUAUCUUAAUUUUAUGCAUUUUACAUUUUGAGUAUACUUUUUAAAAAUGCUGUUUUUUUGUUAUUGUUUUUGCACAAAUGUAUGACUUAAUGUCCCAGAAAACUUAUAUUUCUACAGUGCAAUUAUCAAGAAAGUUUGCCAAAGGAUAUUUUUUAUUGAUACUUAAUCAACAAACCUAAAAGUAAGAAAUGUUAGUUUAUUGAGUGCAGAUUUCAUUCCUGCACAAUUGUUUUUGCUUUGUAUAUUUAUGUUUGUUAUUGCGCUUUGAAUUUUUGAGUUUAAUUGUUUUGUAAAAAAUAUUAUCAGUGUUGUUUGUCAAUUUGUUUAACUUAAAUUUAUGAAUUUAAUUUAUCUUUUGUGUGUAUCACGAUGAAGUUUCCUGAAUUAACCUUCCUGAAGCUAGAUGUAAAAGUGAAAAUUAAGAGACUAAUUAAUUUGUGUUAUUAAAUUAUAUGUUCACUUUAUCAGAUCUAAACUUAAAUCAUGUUUUUUUUUUUUUUUUUUUUUUUUUGUAUUUAUGGAAGACAUUGAAAAUAUGGUUAGUGCUAUAUGUGGGUGCCCAUAAAAGGGGGCAAAGGAGGGCUCAAGCCCCCUUCUAGACAUUAGUACUCUCAAUUUUUUAAAUAAAGUUUGAGCAGAAAUAUCAUUUAAAACAUUUCAACAUAAGCUAUUAAUAAAUGACCGCUAUUAAAACCUUUGCUUUAAAAUUUUUCUAACUUUAAUCUCCAUUGGUUUUGUUUUUAGAAUUAUAAUAAUAUAUUUUAGAUAAAUAAUUUACACAUAUCUUCUGAAAAAAAAAGAAAA
Molecule: messenger RNA, 4887 nt
Organism: Uloborus diversus
Lineage: Eukaryota; Metazoa; Arthropoda; Arachnida; Araneae; Uloboridae
Gene: senju
Product: UDP-galactose transporter senju-like
Exons: 6
Coding region: 108-1169 (353 amino acids)
Biological process (GO): pyrimidine nucleotide-sugar transmembrane transport
Cellular component (GO): Golgi membrane
Molecular function (GO): UDP-galactose transmembrane transporter activity
Source: RefSeq, a predicted model, not a curated record